This is a messenger RNA of Papaver somniferum (opium poppy), 543 nucleotides long. RefSeq lists its product as uncharacterized. Bases 1 to 543 code for a protein of 180 amino acids. NCBI's taxonomy places the organism in Eukaryota, Viridiplantae, Streptophyta, Magnoliopsida, Ranunculales, Papaveraceae. The record is from RefSeq and is a predicted model, not a curated record. The transcript has 2 exons.
AUGACUAACGGAGGCGAUCCAAUUCAACCUUCAAAUGUCAUUCCAGAGAAGGAUACUGGUUUAUCCCCUACCAGUCCCUACUACGUGCACCCUUCUGAUAAUCUGACAUCACUCAUCUAUUCUCCCUUGCUCACAAGUGACAACUACUGCACCUGGGGUCGAGGUAUGAUGAAGGCACUAAGUGCAAAAGGCAAAACAGGAUAUAUUGAUGGAACAGUGAAAAAGCCUACUAAUGCAACAGAUCUCGCUCACUGGACGAGAUGUGAUGACUUAGUAGGUAGAUGGAUAUCUAAUUCAGUGGAUCCUGAAAUCCGUUCAAGCACUCAGAACUUCUCGUCUGCACAUGAACAGUGGUUAGAUAUCAAAUCUAGAUUUUCUCAUCACAAUGCAUCAAAGCUAUACGCUUUAAAACAAUCCAUUGCUCUGUUGAAACAAGAUAACCUGAGUGUUGCCAUGUAUUAUACUCGGUUGAAAUCACUCUGGGAUCAAUUGGAUGCUUUCCGACCAAUUGAGCCUUGCAUAUGCGGAGCAGGGUUUACAUGA